AUGGGCGUCAUUAUUGUACUUGCAAAACGUUUUGAUGCUCUAAUUGGACCUGGAGUUAUGCUUCUCUAUCCAUUGUAUGCAUCGUUACGAGCAAUAGAGAGUCCAACAAUGUUAGAUGAUCAACAAUGGCUAACAUAUUGGAUUAUUUACUCUUUUAUGACAAUCUUCGAGCUAUCCGUUUGGAGAAUCCUUGUCUGGUUACCAUUUUGGCCAUACUUAAAACUUUUGUUUUGUAUGUGGUUGGUGUUACCAAUGUUCAGUGGUGCAGCUUACAUAUACUCAAAUUAUGUGAGAACAUACGUUAAAAUUGGAAUGAAUGUUGGAGGAGGAACUAAUUAUACAGAUGAACAGAGAAGAGUUUUACAAAUGAUGAGUCUUGAUGCUAGAAAAUCGGUUCAAGAUUAUGUUGACCGGCUGAAAGAGAAACGAAGAAGCAUUGAGAUGGAGGAUUAG
Messenger RNA from Arabis nemorensis, 453 nucleotides. NCBI's taxonomy places the organism in Eukaryota, Viridiplantae, Streptophyta, Magnoliopsida, Brassicales, Brassicaceae. The record is from the annotation of a GenBank genome assembly.